Molecule: messenger RNA, 2151 nt
Organism: Penicillium chermesinum
Lineage: Eukaryota; Fungi; Ascomycota; Eurotiomycetes; Eurotiales; Aspergillaceae
Product: ATP-dependent DNA helicase 2 subunit KU80
Exons: 11
Coding region: 1-2151 (716 amino acids)
Biological process (GO): cellular response to X-ray; telomere maintenance; cellular response to gamma radiation
Cellular component (GO): Ku70:Ku80 complex; nucleus
Molecular function (GO): damaged DNA binding; telomeric repeat DNA binding; double-stranded DNA binding
Source: RefSeq, a predicted model, not a curated record
AUGGCGGAGAAGGAGGCCACAGUUUACAUUGUGGAUGUUGGGAAGUCCAUGGGCGAGCGCCAUCAUGGUCGCUUAGUCUCGGACCUCGAAUGGGGCAUGCAGUAUGUGUGGGAUCGAAUAACUACUACAGUAGCUACAGGCCGAAAGACAGCUACUAUUGGAGUAGUGGCCUUACGAUCGGACGACACGUUGAAUGAGCUUGCAGACGAGCCCAGUUUCGCGCAUAUUUCGGUUCUCCAAAACCUUGGCCAGGUACUUAUGCCCGACCUUCGGAAGUUGCGAGACUCGCUCAAGCCAAGCCAUACGAACAAAGGCGAUACUAUCUCGGCAUUUGUCAUUGCGAUUCAAAUGAUUCAUGCCUACUGCAAAAAGCUCAAGUACAAGCGAGAGAUAGUGAUGGUGACUAACGGCAACGGUUUCAUCAACGGAGAGGACUUGGACCAUAUCAAACAAAAGGUCAAGGAGGAUAAUAUAAAAUUGACGGUGAUCGGGGCUGAUUUUGAUGACCCGGACUAUGGAGUCAAAGAAGAAGACAAAGACCCACGAAAGGCUGCAAAUGAAAGGCUUCUUCAGCAAUUUGUCGAAGACUGCGAUGGUGCGUAUGGGACACUCGAGCAAGCUGUCACCGAGUUGGAGAUCCCUCGCGUCAAAAUUACCAAGAGCAUGCCAUCGUUCAAAGGCUUCCUUCAGCUUGGGGACGCAACGAAAUACGAAACCGCAGUCCGCAUUCCUGUAGAACGCUACUUCAGAACGUACGCCGCCAAGCCUCCGUCUGCUAGCUCUUUCGUUCUACGCUCUGGAGGAGAGCAGGAUGGAGAUUCGGGAACGGCCACAAAUCAAGCACCUGGAGAGGGCGAUGCAUUGGCAGCGGUGCGGACAUCACGGACUUACCAAAUCACCGAUGAGUCUGCCCCGGGAGGAAAAGUCGAUGUUGAGCGAGAUGAUCUUGCUAAAGGUUACGAGUAUGGACGGACCGCUGUCCACAUCAGCCAGACAGAGGAGAACAUUACAAAUCUCGAAACUUUUGCUGGAUUGGAGAUUCUUGGGUUUAUCGCAAGUGAGAAGUACGAUCGCUAUCUGCACAUGUCCAAUGUGAAUGUGAUCAUUCCUGCAAGAGCCGACGAUAACGCCUCUCUUGCCCUGUCUUCCUUUGUCCACGCUCUUUUUGAACUAUCGAGUUUUGCUGUGGCUCGAUUAGUGGCCAAGGAAAACAAGCCUCCACUUCUAGUGCUCCUCGCUCCGUCAAUAGAGCCAGACUUUGAAUGCCUUCUCGAAGUUCAAUUGCCAUUCGCUGAGGACCUUCGGUCAUAUCGAUUCCCUCCGUUGGACAAGGUCGUUACUGUUUCAGGCAAGGUUGUUACAGAACACCGCAAUCUCCCUAAUGACGACCUUCAGAAGGCAAUGGACCAGUACGUGGACAGCAUGGAGAUGGACUUGAAGGACGAUGAUGGGGACCUCAUUGAAGGCCUUCCAAUCGAACACUCUUUCUCUCCACUAUUGCAUCGCAUAGAAGCCGCGGUGCGGUACCGUGCAAUUCAUCCGAACGAGCCAGUCCUUGAACCCGCCGACCGCUUGACUAAGUUCUCUCACCCCGACGAAGAGCUUGUGGAAAAGACCAAGAAGGAAUUGGAGAAGCUUAUUGCGGCUGCUGAUGUCAAGAAAGUUCCACCCAAAACCAAAGGCCGCAAGCGCCAGCGCGAAACCGAAAAGCCCCUCUCAGGCUUGGACAUUGACGCACUUCUCAAGCAAGAGCCUAAGCGAGCUAAGAUAUCCGCACGAAACGCCAUCCCAGAGUUCAAGCAGGUUCUCUCUUUGGCGGACACUAUUGAGACCAUCCACGAUGCAGUCCAGCAGAUGGGUCAGAUCAUCGAGGACCAGAUCAAGCACAGCCUCGGCGAUGCGAACUAUGACCGUGUCAUUGAAAACCUGGGGACAGUGCGCGAAGAGCUACAGGAUUAUGAAGAGCCGGCUGCUUAUAACGAUCUCAUUCGCCAGCUCAAAGAGAAGAUACUCAGUGAGAGUCUUGGGGGAGAUCGGCGAGAGCUAUGGUGGCUGAUACGUAAGAGCAAGCUGGGGCUUAUUGACAAGAAAGCCUCCGAAGUGUCGACUGUGUCAGAAGAAGAGGCAUCUGAGUUCUUUUCGACUUCCUGA